CCCCUAUUUAUUUCCUCUCUCCUCCUCACUCUCCCUCCUCGUCGCGUGCAUCUCUCGUAUAUUCCCGACCCGGCACGACACAAAUCCGCGCCCCUAAUCUCGAUUCCGCCACCAAAAUCCAACCUUGCGCCGUCGCCUUCCCCCGAUUCGAGGAUUACUGAGCCGAUUUGGGCGCGGAGAUAGAGUCUUUUCUUGGCGUUCUUGGAGCCAAGCCGGGAUUUCUUUUUUGGUCACAAUUGGGGGCUGGAAUCCAGUCUUUUGGUGGGAGUUUUGAUUUUUUUGGUUGGAUAUUGAGGGGACUUCUGGUCGCCGGGAGUUUUUUCGCCGGGAGGCCGGGUUUCUUCGCCGGAGGAGCGGGGUUCUUUGACUGCCGGUGAUGGUGGCGAGGAUGAUGCGGUGGCCUCGGCCGCUGCCGGCGCGGAAUUUGCGCGUUCGCCUGGUGGUGCGGCGGGCAGAGGGGUUGCCGCCGCCACCUGCGCCCCUCUCACCGGAGGGGUCCCCUGAGGCGGGCGCGGAGGUGUUCGUGGAGGUGAGCUGGAAGGGCCCGAAGAUGUCGCCGCUGAGCUCGCUGCGGCGCGCCCAGCGACCGCCCAGGAACCAGACGCGGAAGGAGGUGCUAGCGGCGGAGGCCGCCGCCGCCCAUUCCGACGCGGAGGACAGCGCUGCCGCCGUCGCUCCGCCGGUGGCGGUGGCGUGGGAGGAGGAGUUCGAGAAGGAAGCAACGCUCACGGCGACGUCGCAUCGCGAGUCCGCCGCGUUCCACCCCUGGGACGUCUCCUUCUCCGUUGUCAGUGAAUCAAAUAAAAUGUCAAAGAACAAACUUAUUCUGGGAACUGCUUCGCUAAACCUAGCGGACUACGCAUCUUCUGCUGAAGAGGAGAUCAAGAUAAUCCUACCAUUGGCAGUGCCCAGUGGUGCAACAGAACCAGCCCCAUCACUCCAUCUAACUUUGGUCCUGGCGGAACUGAGAAUUUCUCAACAAUCACCUGAUGCUUCACAGCGUUCUGUUGUUAUUGCGCCAUUGUCACCUUCCUCUGGUGACUCUGUUCCUUCUGGAAAAGAUGAGGUUUCUGUCAUUAAAGUAGGGCUGAGAAAUCUGAAAAUCCUAAGAGAUCUAGUGUCAACACGGAAGUUCAGAAAGACUAACCAAGACUAUGAUGGCAGUGAGGAGAAGUACUAUGUUCAUAGCGAUGGUGCCGAAUUUUCUUGUGAUACUGACUCUAUCGAUGAUGAUUUGGACGAUAGAGAGCAGGGUGAUGACUUAGGGGGUUCAACUGUAAGGAAGUCCUUCAGCUAUGGCUCACUGCACACUAUGAAUGUCGGUGCCCUACUUUAUGCACCUAGGAUUGAUGGAGAUGAUGAGGAUUGGGUACAUUACAGUCACUGGAAUUCCGGUGCUAGUUCUCAUGUGGAGCAAGCGCCAUUGUCCAUUGCUGAGGAGCGUAUUUCUAUACCUGUCCGGCGAAAGAGGAGCAUACUUCCAGUUAGAUGGAGAAAGACAAAACUGCCAAAGGCUAAAGGGGAGCCUUUGUUGAAGCCAUAUGGAGAAGAGGGAGGUGAUGAUAUUGACUAUGAUCGACGACUGCUGACCUCUUUUGAUGGAUCUGUUUCGGAGGGAUCAAAUGACUCUACUAAUAGUAUGGUGUCGGUAUUCGGUGAUGACGAUUUUGUUGUGGGGAACUGGGAGUCAAAGGAAGUAUUUAGUCGUGAUGGCCACUUGAAGCUUUCUACACAGGUGUUCUUUGCAUCAAUAGACCAGAGAAGCGAACGAGCUGCGGGGGAGAGUGCCUGCACAGCACUUGUGGCUGUUGUUGCAGACUGGUUCCAAGCAAACCAUAACCUGAUGCCAAUCAGAUCACAGUUCGACAACCUCAUCCGAGAAGGGUCUCUAGAAUGGAGGAAACUUUGCGAAAAUGAGACCUACAGAGAGCGCUUUCCUGACAAGCACUUUGAUCUUGAAACAGUCAUUCAUGCAAAGAUCCGCCCGCUCACAGUGGUUCCCAGCGAGUCAUUCGUUGGGUUCUUCCAUCCAGAAGGUACGGAGGAUGUAAGUGGAUUUGACUUCCUUGAUGGUGCUAUGUCAUUUGAUAACAUCUGGGAUGAGAUCAGCCGAGCAGCGGAGUGCUCCACUGGAAAACCUACUCUAUACAUUGUCAGUUGGAACGACCACUUUUUCGUCCUCAAGGUUGAAGCCAAUACUUAUUACAUCAUUGAUACACUCGGUGAAAGGCUGUCUGAAGGUUGCAAUCAGGCAUACAUCUUGAAGUUUGGUGACAAUACCAUGAUUCAUAAAGUACCUGCUGAAAAGAAGGAAACCAAUCCUGAUUCCAGUGGACCCCCGAAGGAUUCUUCGGAGAGUUCCUCAACUGAGCAGGACAGUGGAACUGACACCGAAGAGUGUGAGCUCGUGUCAAAGGGUAAGGAUGCUUGCAAGGAGUACAUCAAAAGCUUCUUGGCUGCCAUCCCGAUCCGGGAGCUGCAGGCUGACAUCAAGAAGGGUCUCAUGGCAUCAACUCCGCUGCACCACCGCCUCCAGAUCGAGUUCCAUUACACAGAAUCAUGCCCUGCAGAAGCCAUCCUGCCUGCUCCACUCCCCCCUUUUGAGGCCCCUUUCGACUUUCGUUGGCCUGAGCCACCAUCACCACCUGCCAUGGAGGUUGCUGUAACCCAUGCGGUCACCGUUGUAUAGAUGGCCAUGGUUGCUGAGACCUAGGGAACUGGCUGCUUAGCUUAACAUAUAGAGAGCCGUGUUUUUUAGAGCGAAUUGUGAAGUGGACCAGAUCGAAGAUUUGGCUUCGUUUCUAGUUUGCUCCGUUUGCUGUCUAGUUAAGAUGAACUGACUAGCAUAGUUUAACUGUCUUUUGGGGGGGUGGGGGUGUUUUCUUCUUCUUCCAGGCUUUUUGGAGCUUUCACUUUGUAAAGAAAGAAAGGGUGUUUGCUCCUGCAUCUCUCUACCUGUGAAGUGAGUUUUCUGGACUUGUAAUCCCUAGAAUAUUGCCAUUAUGUUAAUUAUCUCCUGUUCUCCUCCGAUAUAUGUCUUCCGGUUUGAUCUUGCAUGUUCUUCGGAGAUAUUCACAAUCUGACAGUUCUCCAAGUCUUUGGAUCGAAGAUAUAGUUCAUAUAUGUUUGAAUGAAA
This is a messenger RNA of Phragmites australis (common reed), 3136 nucleotides long. RefSeq lists its product as uncharacterized. The transcript has 4 exons. The record is from RefSeq and is a predicted model, not a curated record. The coding region runs from base 377 to 2689 and encodes 770 amino acids. NCBI's taxonomy places the organism in Eukaryota, Viridiplantae, Streptophyta, Magnoliopsida, Poales, Poaceae.